Messenger RNA from Labeo rohita (rohu), 973 nucleotides. Its product is annotated as E3 ubiquitin/ISG15 ligase TRIM25. Bases 1 to 912 code for a protein of 303 amino acids. The transcript is spliced from 4 exons. NCBI's taxonomy places the organism in Eukaryota, Metazoa, Chordata, Actinopteri, Cypriniformes, Cyprinidae. Gene Ontology annotation, molecular function: zinc ion binding. The record is from RefSeq and is a predicted model, not a curated record.
AUGGCAGAGGCCAGUAUUUCAGUGGAACGGGACCAGUUCACCUGUUCAGUGUGUCUGGAUUUACUGAGGGAUCCAGUGGCCAUUCCCUGUGGACACAGUUACUGUAUGUGCUGCAUUACACACUGCUGGAAUCAAGAUGAUCAGAAGGGAGUUUACAGCUGCCCUCAGUGCAGAGAGACCUUCAGUCCAAGACCUGCCUUAGGAAAAAACACCAUUUUGGCUGAAAUGGUGGAGAAACUAAAGAAGACUAAAAUCCAAGCUGAUGUUCCUGCUGGAUCCGGAGAUGUGGAGUGUGACAUCUGCAAUGGAAGAAAACACAAAGCUGUCAAGUCCUGUCUGGUGUGUCUGGAAUCUUACUGCCAGACUCAUUUUGAUCGUCAUGAAGAAUUUCGCUCAGGUAAACCACACAAAGUGAUUGAUGCCACUGGACGACUGCAAAAGACAACCUGUCCUCAACAUCAUAAGCUACUGGAAAUCUACUGCCGGACAGACAAGAGUUGUAUUUGUUACUUGUGUGCAGAGGAUAAACACAAACACCACAACACUGUAAGUGUUACAACACAGAGGAGAAAGAAACAGAGAAACCUAGGACAAACACAAAGAAAAUGUCAGGAGAGAAUACAACAGACAGAGAAAAAUCUAGGGGAGCUAGAAGAGGUUGUGAAGUCUCAUAAGCGCUCUACGCAGGAAGCAGUGGAACACAGUGAGAAGAUCUUUACUGAACUGAUCAGCUCCAUUGAAAGACGCCGCUCUGAGGUGACACAGCUGAUCAAAUCUCGGGAAAAGACUGUAGUGAGAGCAGCUGAAAGACUCAUAGAGGAAAUGAAACAGGAGAUUAUUGACUUGAAGAGACAAGAUGCGGAGAUGGAGCAGCUUUCGCACACAGAGGAUCACAUCCUUUUCCUGAAGUGAGAUUCAUUUCGGUCAUUUUUACAUCUGAUGAGGAAGAAGAUGAGGAUGAGGAUGAGGAGGA